Catharus ustulatus (Swainson's thrush) is the source of this 4072-nucleotide messenger RNA. RefSeq names its product IQ motif and SEC7 domain-containing protein 2-like. Gene Ontology annotation, biological process: actin cytoskeleton organization; regulation of ARF protein signal transduction. Gene Ontology annotation, molecular function: protein binding; guanyl-nucleotide exchange factor activity. The record is from RefSeq and is a predicted model, not a curated record. NCBI's taxonomy places the organism in Eukaryota, Metazoa, Chordata, Aves, Passeriformes, Turdidae.
UCUCCCCUCCCCCACCCCGGGCCAUGGAGGGUUCGGGGGGCGGCGGGGCCCCCCCGGGGGGUUCCGAGCCCCCCGACCGCGCUGUGGAGUACCUGCUGGAGCUGAACCGGAUUAUCGCGACUCAGCGACAUCUCCUGGCCUCGCAGCGCCGCCGCAUCGCGCAGCUCGAGGGGCAGCUGCAGCGCCUGGCCCGCGAGAACCGGCACCUGCGGCAGCGCGGGGCGGCGGGGGCGGCCCGGCACGCGGGCCACGCGGACCCCGAGGGGCAGUACCAGAACCACCUGGAGGCCGAGGGGCUCUACGGGGACCCCGAGCUGCCCUACCCGCCCCGAACCGAGCGGGACCUGCCCUACCCGAGCCACGGCGACCCCGACGGGGCGUACCCGCCUCACCUGGAGCGCGACGGGACCUACCCCGAACACCUGGAGCACGACGGAGCUUACCCGGAACAUCUGGAGCGGGAGCGGCCCUACCCCGCACAUCUGGAGCGGGACGCGCCCUUCGAGGCUCUGACCGAGCGGGACGGGCCCUACUCCGGCCGGGCUGACCACGAGCGGCCCUACCCGAGCCGAAAGGACCGGGACAGACCCUACCUGAGCCGAGCCGAGCGGGACGGGCCCUACACGGGACAGGAGGGGCAGUUCCACGGUGUCCUGGAGCGGGACCUCCAGUACCAAGCACACCUGGAGCGGGACGGGCAGUACCCGGGCAGGAUGGAGCAGGAUGGACAAUAUUCCAGCAGGAUGGAGCAGGAUGGACAGUAUUCCAGCAGGAUGGAGCAGGAUGGACAAUAUUCCAGCAGGAUGGACCGAGAGGGGCCGUACCCGGGCCGGCUGGAGCGAGAGGGGCAGUACCCGGAGCGGGACGGGCAGUACCCGGGCAGGGAUGGGCAGUACCCGGCCCGGCUGGAGCAGGAGGGGCCGUACCCGGCCCGGCUGGAUCGGGAGGGGCCGUUCCGAGGUCGGGAUGGGCACUACGGAACGUGCUGGGAGCGGGACUGGACGCGGGGGCCGCUGAGCCGAGGCCCCUCCCGCAGCUCCAGCCCCGGGGGGGGACACAGCACCAGCGCCAGCACCAGCCCGGCCACCACCCUGCAGCGCAAGUCGGAUCGCGACAGCUCCAGGACAGUGAGGUGCCACCCUCAGGUGCUUUGGCUGCUCCAACCUCCCCCCGCCCGCAGCGUGGACGGCGAAGCCCCGGGCAGCGAGGGGGGGGGUCCGGUGCCCACAGCCCCGGGAGACCCCCCCCCGUACCGGGGCCUGCCCCAACCGGCGCCCCAAGGCCCGGGGGGCGGCGGGGGCGGCCCCGGGGGGGGAUCCCCGGGCGUGGCCUGGCCCCGGCUGCCCCCCCAGCCCGCCAGCGUGGCCCUGCGCAAGCAGGAGGAGGAGGAGGAGAGCAAGAGGCCGAAGGCUCUGAGCGACAGCUACGAGCUCUCCACCGACCUGCAGGACAAGAAGGUGGAGAUGCUGGAGCGCAAGUACGGCGGCUAUUUCCGCUCCCGCCGCGCCGCCCGCACCAUCCAAGCCGCGUUCCGGCGCUACCGCAUGGCGCAGAAAUUCGAGCGGCUCCGCAGCGAGGGCGGCCGCGCUCGACGCCUGGCGCUGCCGGGGCUGCGCCUCCAGUUCUCCUUCGAGGAGUACGACCGGGGACCCCCGGCCCCCGCGCCCGGCCCGCCCCCGCCGCCCCCUCCCUAUUUCCAGGGCAAACCGGCCUCGCUGGACGAGGGGGUCCUGGGGGGUCCGCGGCGCGCCCCCCGGUACGGGGGGUCCUGCCGGGCCGGCCUGGAUGGGUGGGGGGGGGGUCCCGGGGUGGGGGGCGCGGGAAGCCCCCCCCGGCAGCUCUCGGCGUCGGCGGAUUUCGGGCCGGGAGGAGCCGACCUGGAGGAGGCGUUUGCGCAGCAGGUCAAGUCCUUGGCCGCCUCCAUUGACGAGGCGCUGGGCGGGGGUCGCGGGGUCCCCCCCGGCGCUCCGGACCCCCCCGCGGGGGACAGCGCGGCCACCUCGGCCAGUGACGUCACCCUGUACCUGGACGAGGGACUCCCCGGCUCCCCCCGCUCCCCCGAGAGACCCCCCAGCCCCGAACCCCCCCCGGACACCGGGGGUCCUCCCCCCCCACCCGCCCCUCCACCCCCCCCGCCUCCCCCCACCAACCCCCCGGGCCCUGCCGAGCGCGGGGGGGGUCCCGAGGAGCCCCCCCGGAGGGGCCCCCCGUGCCUGGAGUGCCGGGGGCGGGGGGCCGGGGGGGGACACCCCCCUCUGCUGACCGUGGAACCCCCGAGCGACAGCUCGGCCGACCUGAGUGACCGCUCGGACCGCGGCUCCAUCAACCGGGGGGGUCCCUACGAGCCCGAGCCCACCGGGGGAGGAGGGGGCGGCACUUUACCCCGCUCCGGACCCCCUCCCCAUCGCUGCUUCCACCCCGAGGGACCCCCCCCGCCUCCCCCCGGCCCCCCACCCCCACCCGCGACCGAGGAGGGCUCGGAGGGCGACAACGAGAGCUUGGGCAGCAGCUCCAACUCCAACGAGACCCUGAACUGCUCCUCGGGUUCCUCGUCCCGGGACAGCCUGCGGAGACCCCCGCCGCCCCGCGGCUCGUACCAGCGGGAGCCGCGGCAGAGCUGGGACUCGCCCGCGCUCAACAACGACGUGGUGCAGAGGAGGCAGUACCGGAUCGGGCUGAACCUGUUCAACAAGAAGCCGGAGAAGGGGAUCCAGUACCUGAUCGAGAGGGGGUUCCUGUCCGACACCCCCGUGGGCGUCGCCCACUUCAUCCUGGAGCGCAAGGGGCUGAGCCGGCAAAUGAUCGGGGAGUUCCUGGGCAACCGGCAGAAAAGUUUCAACCGCGACGUGCUCGACUGCGUGGUGGACGAGAUGGAUUUCUCGGGCAUGGAGCUGGACGAGGCCCUGCGCAAGUUCCAGUCGCACAUCCGGGUGCAGGGCGAGGCGCAGAAGGUCGAGCGCCUGAUCGAGGCCUUCAGCCAGCGCUACUGCGUGUGUAACGCGGCCCUGCUGCGCCAGUUCCGCAACCCGGACACCAUCUUCAUCCUGGCCUUCGCCAUCAUCCUCCUCAACACCGACAUGUACAGCCCCAGCGUCAAGGCCGAGCGCAAGAUGAAGCUCGAGGACUUCAUCAAGAACCUGCGAGGGGUGGACAAUGGCGAGGACAUCCCCCGGGAGAUGCUGGUGGGGAUCUACCAGCGCAUCCAGAGCCGCGAGCUGCGCACCAACGACGACCACGUGUCGCAGGUGCAGGCCGUGGAGCGCAUGAUCGUCGGCAAGAAACCGGUGCUGUCCCUGCCCCACCGCCGCCUCGUGUGCUGCUGCCAGCUCUACGAGGUCCCCGACCCGAACCGGCCCCAGCGGCCUGUGCACCAGCGCGAGGUGUUCCUGUACGACCUGCUGGUGGUGACGAAGAUUUUCCAGAAGAAGAAGAUCCUGGUGACGUACAGCUUCCGGCAGAGCUUCCCGCUGGUGGAGAUGCACAUGCAGCUCUUCCAGAACGCCUAUUACCAGUUCGGGAUCAAGCUGCUGUCGGCAGCCCCCGGGGGGGUGUCCCUGUCCCCAGGGGGUGUCCCUGUCCCUGUCCCUAUUACCAAUUACCAGUUCGGGAUCAAGCUGCUAUUACCAGUUCGGGAUCAAGCUGCUGUCGGCAGCCCCGGCGGCGAGCGCAAGGUGCUGAUCGUGUUCAACGCCCAGCCCCAGGACCGGCUGCGCUUCGCCAGCGACCUCCGCGAGUCCGUGGCCGAGGUGCAGGAGAUGGAGAAAUACCGAGUGGAGGCCGAGCUGGAGAAGCAGAAGGGCGUGGCGGGGCCGCGGGGCGCGGGGCCCCCCCGGGAGGCGCUGAACGGGCUCAGCCGCAGCUCCCUGGAGGAGGCGUUCGGGGCCGAGGGGCUCAAACGGAGCGCGCUGAGCAGCUCCCUGCGGGACCUGUCCGACAGCGGCAAGCGGGGCCGGCGGAACAGCGUGGGGUCUCUGGACAGCACCAUCGAGGUGAGGGGACAGUGCCACCCCUGAGUGUCACAUCCCUGAAUGUCACACCCCUGAGUGUCACCACACUGUCACUCCUGAGUGUC